UGAAAUGAUACAGCCCUUCUAUAUUCAACAAAUCAAUAAUGGUCCAACACAGCAUCUACCAACUCAACCUGAUAAAAGCCAGACCGAGAGUGAGGGCGAAAGGGGUUGAGCAGGGAGAAGCCCCUGUAAUAAAAUCAGGAGGAAGCCAGUAAAGAUACAGUAUUUCCUAACGAAACAGUAGAGAUCCAAUGUUCAUAAAAGGUGCUUCCAUUGCACAGUGCACAUGUGAAAUAUAUUAUUUUCAGGGUAUCUAUUUCGAAAUUGUAAUGCGCGGUAUUUUACGUGGGAUAUUAUACUGUGCUUUGUGUUACGGUAGUAUAGUAGCAGGCUUUUUAUUUAUUGCCUGUCCGCUUCUACCAUUAUUGUUAUUUAGUCCGCCAAGAUUUCGAAAAUGUGGGGACCUCUUAUUUUCGUGUUGGGAACUUUAUCCUACCGCUCUAUUAAACAUAUUUGGAGUAAAAAUCUAUGUGUCUGGUGAUCAUAUAUCUCCUCAUGAAUCGGCCGUGCUCGUGAUGAAUCAUAGAACAAGAGUAGACUGGAAUUUCUUAUGGGCAGCAAUGUAUCAAGCGUGUAUGCCCAAUGUAGCUUAUCAUAGAUUGAAAUUUAUUUUAAAGGAUCCUAUACGGCAUAUUCCUGGUCCUGGAUGGAUAAUGCAAAUGAAUGGUUUCCUUUACAUAACGCGACGUUGGGAAGAAGAUCAAGGGCGAUUGUCGCGUACUCUUGAUUAUUUGAUCGCAUUAGACAAUCAUACGCAGUUGUUGAUAUUUCCCGAGGGCACUGAUUUGACAAAGAGUAGUAAGGAGAAGUCGGACAAGUAUGCCGAGCAGCAUCAUUUACCACAAUAUACAUAUACUCUGCAUCCGAAAACUACAGGUUUCGCUUAUCUGGCUCAACAUCUUCAGCGCGCGAACUAUCUCGAUGCUGUUUAUGACUUAACAAUAGCAUAUCCGGAUUACAUACCACAGUCUGAGAUCGAUCUGAUCAGGGGUAAAUUUCCGGAUGAGGUGCACUUUCAUAUAAGACGAAUAUCAUCCGCAGAUAUACCAAUGCACGAUUUGACUUUAAGAAAAUGGCUGGAGAACAGAUGGUCUGAUAAGGAAGAGUUAUUAAAGCGAUUUUACGAACAGAAAGCAUUCUCCGCCGAAAUAUGGCCGCUAACGAAAACGCUACCGUUACAAGCCGCAUUUGGAUUCUGGAGUAUAUUAACAGGUAUAACAAUACUCUUACUCAUUAUUUCUCCGAUCUUCCAAUUGUGGACUUUGAUUCACGCAAUGUUUUUCAUCGGACUGUCAAUUCUCAAUACAAGUUUUAAUCAGAUUGAGAUGGGGUGGUAUUGGCGCUGGAAAAAGUACACUUUUCGAGCUAAACGUAGUUAGUUAAAAGAUAUUAUAUCUUAAUUUAUAAAGUUUAUUGAAGAAUCGUAGCUCUUUAUCUCUGUGAUAACAUUGUAUAUAAAAUUGUAAAAAUGAGAAAAAAGGAACAUUAUUUAAGAAUUUUGUGCAAUAUCACUAUUUUAAUCUAAUCGUAACUUGUGACUUACAAUUGUUUCAAUUAUUUUACACUUUUAUGUCUUGAUAUACAUAUAUCGUAGAAAUAUAGUAAUAUAUUUAAAAAUAUAGUAAUACAGUAUACAAUGAAAAAAAUGGGAACAUACAUAUAGUUUGUUAUUAAAAAUUUAUUUGCAAAAUCGAAAAUAUUGAUAUACAAAUAAUAUUUUUGUUACUUAUUUUAAUCUUUAUUUUUAAAAAAAUUGGAUUUGUAUUUGAAUUACUAUCGAAAUUAUGUAAUGUUUGGAAUUCAUCUUUUACUGCUUGCUGCAAAUUUAUCAUAUAUUCUUCUUAUACAAGAUAUAAAUAUCACACAUCUAAUACGAAAUAACUAGAAUAUUAACAUUUUAUGUCAAAAGAAAAUUAUAUUUUUAACAGGGAUAUACGUACACUAUUUAAGAAAAAAUAAGAGAUGGUUUUUCUCACCGAAUAUUGUUCAACUUGAAAAUAUUAUAUAACUUAAUAAAACUUUAUGAAGAAAUAUAUAUAUUAUUUAAUCAAAUAAAGUAAAAUAAUAAAAUGAUGCUUUAAAAAGCAAAGUGUUUCUACUUUCUCUCUUUCUCUCUCUUUCUCUCUCUUUGUUAUUCUCUUUGACCAAAUUUUAAAAAUACAAUUUGCUUGUUAUAUAAACAAAGGUAAUGUGUUAUAUUAUACUUCAUUAAUGAACAAAGUAUUUUGUUCUUUAAAAAUUUCUAAUUUUAACAUAAUGUACGAUGUUGAAAGCAUACACAUGCACCAUAUCCGACAUAAAGUGCAAUUCUCACACGUUAUAUGUAUAUACAGGGUGUUCUGAAAAUUUUGACACACCCGAAGUGUGAAGGUAGAUUGGGCCAAACUGAGUCGCAAAGUCCUAUACCAUUUUGUAAAAUUCGCAAUAGUUUUUGCGUUAUUAAUUAAAAUAUGUGAGCUAAUGAGCGCGUUGGAAAUCGGUAGGCCGGUAUCGGCAGGCAUGUACGAUGGAUUACUUAUGUACGUUUCUUAAUAACAAAAGCAUCAUCUAAGCGAGAGGUAGAGUCACGCUGUUACCUCUUGCUUAGUAGAUGAUACCUUCGUUGCUAAGAAAUGUACACAAGUAAUCCGUCGUACAUACCUACCGAUACCGGCCUACCGAUUUCCAACGCGCUUAUUAGCUCACAUAUUUUAAUUAAUAACGCAAAAACUAUUGCGAAUUUUGCAAAAUAGUAUAGGACUUUUCGUCUCAGUUUGGCCCAAUCUACCUUUACACUUCGGGUGUGUCAAAAUUUUCAGAAUCUUGUAUACAUUAGGUAUAACAAUGUUAAUGUUAGGUAUAACAAUGUCAUGUUAAUAUACUUAUACAGGGUGUCGGAAAAUUCGCGUAACACUCUUUAAGGAAAAGUAGAGUGUGUUAUUCUGAACAGAAAAGUCCUGUAAAGUCCUGUCAUUUUUUUCUAUAACGCUUAAUAAAAAAGUUAUUAUUGAGUGAAGUCUAGCCUAUCAUCGUCGAUCUUCAGCCGGGCGCACAUUGGUGAGCUGUCGUACAUCUGGGAGCUCACGCACACUACUAGGCGCGCAGCGAAUUUUCGAACACCCUGUAUAUCGUACUUAUGGUUAUAGUGAAUUUUGCGAAAGGAAUUUUUCAACAUCUUACAAGAGAUACAUUACGUUAAAAUUGAACACUUAUAAAGUACAGAAACAACUUCAAAACCA
Molecule: messenger RNA, 3215 nt
Organism: Cataglyphis hispanica
Lineage: Eukaryota; Metazoa; Arthropoda; Insecta; Hymenoptera; Formicidae
Product: lysocardiolipin acyltransferase 1-like
Exons: 5
Coding region: 189-1376 (395 amino acids)
Cellular component (GO): endomembrane system
Molecular function (GO): acyltransferase activity
Source: RefSeq, a predicted model, not a curated record